AUGAGUUUUGCUCUUAUGCGUGGUUUUCGACCAUUAAGUCGUAUUGUUCAUCCAUCUUUGGUUAAUUCAUAUUUUCUUGGUGGCCCGUCCUCAAAAUCAAUGAUACCAGUUGCUAGUGGAACAGCAGUUCAACCGGUAUUUUCACUUCAAAAUCCAACAGCGAAUAUGGCUGUAUUUACAACUUCGGAUCAUUGGAAAGUUGAACGUGUGGUAGCUGUUGCUAUGCUUGCUAUAAUUCCAGGUUCAUUUGUCGUUGAUUCAGCAUUGAUGAAUUACUUACUUGCUGCUACAAUGGCUAUUCAUGCUCAUUGGGGAAUGGAUGCUGUAUUAAUAGAUUAUUGUCCUAGAAAAGCCUUACCUUUCGCUAAUCUCAUUCGAUAUGCAAUGACAGCAAUCGCUUUUGGUGGUCUUUGUUAUUUCAAUUACAAUGAUAUGGGUUUAACAAAAGCAUUGAAAGCACUUUGGGCUCUACAUUAA
Messenger RNA from Rotaria sp. Silwood2, 477 nucleotides. The record is from the annotation of a GenBank genome assembly. NCBI's taxonomy places the organism in Eukaryota, Metazoa, Rotifera, Eurotatoria, Philodinida, Philodinidae.